CGAUAAAGCUUAGUAGGCACUGUCUUGAAACCACGAGAGCAACAAUGGCUCCCAGCAAUGAGAUUGUGGAACCUAUUACUUACGUGCCCAUUGAUGUGGAUCCAUUGGAAGAGAUUGCCCGAGAGCAGUUGGAGUGGCAGUCCCUGGUUCUCUGGCGUCGUCCUGUGCAGACCUUGAAGUACGGAACCCUGGAGGCCGGCCAGUUACUUAUAUCCUUCGCCGCCAAGCUCGUAAAUCUUCGGUUGGGGAGCGUUCUAGUGUUUUUCGCCAUGAUCUGUCUUCUGCCUGGGCCCCAUGCGAAGUUCGUGAUAUUCUGCCAGCAGAGAUUCGGAUUCGUGGUCUACUGGCUGGGUCUGGGAGUGCUCUCAUCCGUGGGCUUUGGCACCGGACUGCACACCUUCCUGCUCUACCUUGGUCCCCACUUGGCCGCAGUCACGCUGGCCGCUUACGAGUGCCAAACUUUGGAAUUACCGAUCCCACCGUAUCCCGAGAUGAAGGUAUGUCCACCGGAACCGUAUAAGCGUCAUAUCCCAGAUGUCUGGGAAAUACUAUCGAAGAUCAGGCCGGAAGCUCUGCUCUGGGGCGUGGGCACGGCCCUUGGCGAGUUGCCGCCGUAUUUCAUGUCCCGCCGAGCACGGCUUGCCGGAAAGGAGUUGGACGGAGCGGAAGCCGAGGAGUUAUUGGCAGCCAAGCGACUGAGCGGAGACGUCAGUCUUCUGGACAGAGCCAAGUUCUUCAUGGAGGGGGUUAUGCGAAGGGUGGGCUUUCUGGGCAUCUUACUGUGCGCCAGCGUGCCCAAUCCCCUGUUUGACCUGGCUGGAAUCACUUGCGGCCACUUUCUCGUGCCCUUCUGGAAGUUUUUUCUGGCCACCCUGAUCGGCAAGGCGUUGGUCAAGGCCACCAUACAACAGUUGUUCGUUAUCGCGUCGCUUACUGAGAAUCUGGUUAAUAAGUUUGUGUCCUGUCUGGGCAAGCUGCCCUAUCUUGGUGCCCCGUUGCAAUACAUCAUCACGGACAUCUUGCGGUCCACCAAGCAGCAGAUGCACGGCAACGGAGAUUCCGAUUCCCUGGCCUAUCUUGGCCUGGUGGUUCGAGCCUUCGAACUGUGCGCCUUCAUCAUGGUCGCCUUUUUUGUGGUAUCCUCACUGAACUGCCUGGCUCAAAUCCAUUGCAAGCGGCAGCAGGAGAGGCAGCGCAAAAUUAGAAACCUGGAGCUGAUCCUAUAUGCCGACAAAGAGACAUCCUCAUCGGAGGAGUUCACCAUCUAAGCGGGAGUUAAUAUAUUUUGUAUUUCAAAAGUGGAUUUGACUUGAUUGCUUUUUUAUAUUUUUCAUUUGGAUAUGUUGCUUAAAACUUCACCCAGAAUUUAAAUUUUUAUAAUUGGAUAGAAUCUGAAUUUUUUGGAACUUUUCGACUUUUGAAAACAGAUUUAAAUUCUUGGUUAUCAAUAUAAGCAUAUAACCUUGUUCAAUACUUACUUUUGUUUUUUAAAAGAUAGUUAAACAACUAA
This is a messenger RNA of Drosophila rhopaloa, 1510 nucleotides long. RefSeq names its product vacuole membrane protein 1. The coding region runs from base 45 to 1268 and encodes 407 amino acids. The record is from RefSeq and is a predicted model, not a curated record. Lineage: Eukaryota; Metazoa; Arthropoda; Insecta; Diptera; Drosophilidae. The transcript has a single exon.